Molecule: messenger RNA, 1548 nt
Organism: Paramecium pentaurelia
Lineage: Eukaryota; Ciliophora; Oligohymenophorea; Peniculida; Parameciidae
Source: the annotation of a GenBank genome assembly
AUGAGAAUUUAAGCUACAUCAUUCAGAUUGCCAGCAUUAAAAUUAUAACCAAAAGACUCUUAUUAAUGUCUCAGUUAUGGAGAUAAUAAUCUUUCAAACUCAUCAAUGAUUAAAUACUAAAGCAGUCCACUCAGAAAUUAUGAUCCUUCUCCAAUUAAAAAGAGAGUUCGAGGAAUGACUAUAGCUAUAUAUAAUAGUCAAGAAAAGCUCAAGACAGCUGAUUAUAGAAAUGGAGGGGAAUUCAUUACUUAAAUCUAACAAAAUAAUUAAAGUACUUCCGUUGUCAAUACUUUUCGACGAUAUAGAAGUAAACUUAAGUAAUUGAUGUAACCUGCAAAAGAUGAAGGAGUAAAUUCAAGAGACCCUCGUUUAUUUUCAUUUAAAGAUCCUGGAGCUACUAUUCGUCUUGACAGAUUGAAUAAUGAUCACAAAGAUCAACAAAUUUAAGAUAAAGUAACACAACUUAUGGGGAGGGUUAGAUUGCUUUUUUCUUCUAAAUAAUUCUAUCAAGAACCUCUACAUUAAGACACUUUCCAAGUCACCCUUGUAAAACUAAAAGAUGAAUAUGAUUGUUUAUACCAAGAUUUUAAUGACUAUUAUGUCUAAAAUAAUAAAUUAGAUAAAUAAGUCUUACAACUACUAAAUCAUAUGGAGAUUAUCGAAACCUUACUUAAACCUAAACAGCCUAUUAAAAUUAAAAAGUAUCAACCACAAUAACCUAAUAUAAUUCAACCAGAAUAAUAAUCUCCUAUUGUUGAAGCAUAAGAAAUUGUUGAAGAAACACCUUAACAAUCUUUAAUUGUUGAGCCUCCACAAUUUUCACCUUAAUAACCAAAUCAACUUUCAACUCAUGAACCUAGAGAACCAAGUGUAUUCACUCCUCUCACUUCUAAACAAUAUAAUAAUGAUUAAUCAAUAAGUGAUUUGGAAAAUGAUCAAUAAAAUAAGCCAAAUAUUUAAAAAAAGAAAAAAUAAAAAAAUAAAAAAAGCCCCUAAAAAUCUUAAAAGACUAUUGUUGUUUAGGAAUCAAUAUUAGAUCUUAAUGCUUUAGAAGAUUAGAAUUAGAUUACUCAAUAAAUAUAAUCUCAAAAAACAAUUAAAUAAAGAUCAACUCCUUAAAAUAAUUAGGCUUAAAUUAUACAGUAUGAUAAUGUUCUUGAUUCUGAACAAAAUUAAUAAGAAGAUACUAGUAAUUAAAUAGAUAAGCCUGCCCUUAAAAGAACUGUCAGCAAUUUAGGAUCUAUGAGUAAAAAAAGAAAUACAUUGUUGGAAAAUAAGGAAGGAUAAAAAAAAUAAAAGAAGGUAGGAACAAUUUCUGAACAAGAUGAUAGUAAUUAGGAGGAGGAAAAAUAAAAUAAUACAUAAAUAGAAGGUCAGAUUGAUUCAUAUUAUGAAUAAUAAUAAAGCAAAAUUAAAAGUUAAGAAUUUACUUUUUUAGAUAUGUUAAUUGAAUCCUAAAAUAUUUAUAAGUAUCCAUUUUAUUAAAAUUGGGAAUUUCACACUGAUGAAAUUAUAAAGGGAACUAGUUUCGGUGAAUAUGAUUUAUGA